UGCCAGUUGACGUCUCCAGUUUGACUUCUCCCUUAGCAUCGCCCCUCAUGAACACCUUCCCUUCUUUCUCCGCGCCUACACCCAACACACCAGGCAUCCAGUUAGCGUGCAAGCCCUGUCUUCGGGCCCCUUGGAGGAUGAAUGAUGUGCCCACACUUGACUAUGAGUUGCUGCUGUCCCCGGCUAGCUCCUCUCUCCCUGGAAUUCCUGGGGGUGGCAGCAGCAGCCCCCCUCUGACCUUAGUGGGUGCGGACAAUGAGCAACGUACCGCCUUGGCCUUUGUAGGCCUCCUCAUGCUGUUUCUGAUCUUCCUGCUGGUCAGAUGCUUCAGGAUCCUGCUGGACCCCUACAGCCGUAUGCCUGCGUCAUCCUGGACUGACCAUAAGGAGGGGCUGGAGAGGGGUCAGUUUGAUUAUGCUCUGGUUUAGGAUGAAGUAUACCUUUGGUGUGGGCAGGGAAAAAUCUAAUCGCACACAGACAGCAUGGACCGUAGACUGUAGAAAAAAAUUGCCUCUCCACUUCCUCCCAUUGGUCAAACUGCUGCUAGAAUUCCAGGGAUACAGGCAGCGCCAGAGACUGCGCAGUACUGUCCAAAAGUGGAGCCAUGCUAUCAAUGACUUGCCCACACUUCUGGCAGAUUUGCUGGCGUUUGUGUUUAAUUAAUACUGUGCUCUGCUCUACCUCUGCAAAUUACAAAAAAAAGUUUGAAUUAUACAUUGAACUUAUUACAAUUUUUUUUUCUUACUUUCCGCUUCACAAAGCAGAUGUCACAUCCUGUU
Messenger RNA from Mugil cephalus (flathead mullet), 779 nucleotides. Its product is annotated as cortexin-1. NCBI's taxonomy places the organism in Eukaryota, Metazoa, Chordata, Actinopteri, Mugiliformes, Mugilidae. The record is from RefSeq and is a predicted model, not a curated record. The coding region runs from base 48 to 428 and encodes 126 amino acids. The transcript has a single exon.